UACAAGUUGACAUUUGGUAUUUUGACAACUCUGUCAAAAUUGCAAAGAUCAUUUAAAGCAAUUUUAAAUUAGUUAAGAUUAAGUUAAAAAAGGCAUAUUUUAGAUUAAUGAACCUUAAUUUUACCCAUAUUUAUACUUUAAGAAACCUUACUUAAUAAGUCUGGAUGUCCAUAAAGCACAGCCUGGUCUCGUUUCUUUUGCUAAAACCGACUUGACAAGAUGUCCAAGUCACUCAUGUUCCUGUCUCACUUAAGAAUUCUAAGGACUAAAACAAAUGUGCACACAAAUGGCAUUUACUUUAUAGCAAAUUAUUCAAAAGAUAUCACACCAAACUCAACAAAAGACGAUUAUUUACUAUCUGACUUAAAAAACGUUCAUUCAGCAUCCAAUGUAUUUAAUAUUGUAUCAAAACAUAUAACCAUUAUGAAUCAGAAACAUAUAUUACAAGCAUUUAAGACAUUAUUUGUGCUGCAAAAAAGUGGCAAAGCAAAAUUAAGUAAGAAAGAAAUAUUGCAGAAUAAUGAGUUUGAUAAUUUAUGCAGAUAUUUAAAAAAGCAUAUCAGAAAAAUUGAUGUGAAUGACGCUCUUGAAGCGCUCAAAACUCUUUCGUUCUUGGGUGUCCCCGGAGACAGUACAAUUGUUCAAACAAUUUUACAAAUGUUAAGACAUUACAUUAAUGAUCUUUCUGUGAACCAAAUCAUAUUUUUGGAAUAUGUUUUAACAAAGAUGCAAUCAACGCCAUUAAGGGACGCACUUUGUAUUGCACUGCCAAUAGUUUUUGAGGCGCAAAUGUUAUUUAGAUUAGAUAAGGAUAACAUUAAAGAAAUAAUUAGUUGCCUUUACUACAUUUCAAAAAAGAAUGUUAGUGACAAAUGUAAAAUUCAAAUAAUUACUUCUCUUAUAAAAUGUCUUGAAAGUAAUUAUGAAUUAAGCGGAGAACAAGCUAAGAGCAUCUUGUGGUCAAUAUGUUUUAUGAAAGAAGACGAAAUUUUUGAACCAGUCAUUAAAGCUACAGUACCAUUUUUGAUACGAAAUUUGCAAUGUUUAUCGUACAAUGAAAUUGAAACAACAUUGCAACUUCUACUGCAAAAAUAUUCACCCACAUUUCCCUUUUAUUAUUCUGCGAAAUUGUUUGACCAAGUAGGCGAGUAUUUAAUUGAUAAGGAUUUAGGAUUUCAAAAUGGUAUUUACUGUCUUCAUAAAUAUCUUAAAAUGGGACAUUGCUAUGAUCCUUUAAUGAAUUAUGUUAGCUCAAAAUGUGAAAACAAUCCGGACUUAAUACUAAACGGAAACCCCAAAGCAGUUUUCAUACUUUGUACAGCCAUUGCUUCUACAGAUUAUAGACCUCCGCAGUGGGAAACAUUAAAGAAACAAAUUUACAGAACAGAAUGUUUUGAAAAUUGCCUCCAAACUGACGUUCAUCUCCUUAAACUGUGCUCCACGCUUUGCAUUCUAAAUAUAUUCAAAGAAGACGUUUUUGAGCAAUGUUUGAAGGAGGAUUACAUUCAGUCCAUCAUAAAGAGAAGCAACGUGUCAGAUAUUAAACAUUUCUUGACAAUACUGCAAACAAUUUUAAUAUUUAAACCGGAGUAUGCGCAUCUUUUGCCACCGAAACAUUUUAUCGAAGAGUUUGUAAAUAAAUACGAGCCAGUUUCCGAUUUCCCAUUGGAAGCUCCACUUCAAAAAGCUCUCGGAGGAGGAACUUACGUCGCCAGCAAUAUGAAAACGAAACUGGGACACCAUAUAGAUCACGUAAUUAUUUUGAGGAAGGGUGGAUAUCCCGUGGCUUUUACCAAACAAGAAACAUUUUUGGAAAAUCUUGAGGUGUUACCAGAAAAUCAAAUAGUUUUAAUUUCAACUUUGAGGCCUUGGCAUUAUUCAAUCAAUUGUAGGAGGAUAAACGGAAUUACGUCUCAUAUGAUUAAAACAUUACAGGCCAAAGGUUACACUGUAAUCCCUGUUUGUUUGGAAGAGUGGGAGUCGCUGGCUGAUUUUGAAAAAAUUCCUUAUUUAAUGCAAGCCAUUAAAAUAAAAGUAGAAGAAUUUAAUAAAUGUUUAAAUGUACUUUAUUGAAAGUAUUAAAUCAUAAAUAGAUUUUUAUGAAUUGAAAAUGUGACUGCCUUUAAUCAAAGUCGUGUGUAACAUGCCCUAGAAUCCUGUUUAAGUCUUUAAAGCACGGUUUACCCAAAUAAAAACAGUUUAUAAAU
Messenger RNA from Agrilus planipennis (emerald ash borer), 2207 nucleotides. RefSeq lists its product as uncharacterized. The record is from RefSeq and is a predicted model, not a curated record. Bases 220 to 2073 code for a protein of 617 amino acids. Lineage: Eukaryota; Metazoa; Arthropoda; Insecta; Coleoptera; Buprestidae. The transcript is spliced from 8 exons.